Messenger RNA from Xylaria bambusicola, 1335 nucleotides. RefSeq lists its product as uncharacterized. NCBI's taxonomy places the organism in Eukaryota, Fungi, Ascomycota, Sordariomycetes, Xylariales, Xylariaceae. The record is from RefSeq and is a predicted model, not a curated record. The coding region runs from base 1 to 1335 and encodes 444 amino acids. The transcript has 2 exons.
AUGAGGCUUCUUCAUACGACUACUUUUGAAUUGCGCAAUGGCGAACAGGGGAGCUUUCGCCAGGAAGGUUACGCGAUCCUGUCACACCGUUGGAUAGGACUCGAAAUCACCUUUGACGAACUGAAGAACUAUACUGUUGAGCUCAGAACAGGGAGUAGACCUCUGAGUUCCCCCCAGGCGGACAAGAUCCGCGGUGCCUGUGAGGCGGCUCGCAAUCAAGGCAUCAGCUGGAUGUGGAUCGAUACUUGCUGUAUCAAUAAAAACAGUGCAACGGAGGAGUCUGAGUCUAUCAACUCCAUGUUCAAGUGGUACCGCGAAGCAAAUCUCUGCAUUACCUACCUGGCAGAUGUCAAAACGGACGCCAGACACCCUGCCACAAGUCCCAGUAUCUUCAAACGCACAUAUAGCGAAGAGCCCUCAGAGUGGUUCUCUCGAGGGUGGACGCUACAGGAACUGUUGGCUCCCCAGCAGAUGCAAUUCUACGAUAUGAAUUGGAAAUACAUGGGCACAAAGAUGGAAUUAUCUAGCGCCCUCGCACAGGUCACCGGAAUCAGUGCACAUUAUCUCACUGGUACUCAAAAUUUCAGAGAAGCUUGUAUUGCUGUCAAGAUGAGCUGGAUGGCCACACGUACGACUACUAGGGAGGAAGACAUGGCAUAUAGUAUGCUGGGUAUCUUCGGUAUCACUAUGACGCCUCAAUAUGGAGAAGGCCAAGGCGCGUUCAUGCGCCUGCAGGAAGCCCUUAUGACAACAUACCUUUUUGACGAAUCCAUAUUUGCGUGGACAAUGCCAGACCCCGAAUCGGGUGUUAGACAUGGCAUCAGGAAAGAUAAGUGGCAAGCUGGUGAAUGGGGUCUCCUAGCACCCUCUCCUGAAUGGUUCAGGGAAUCCGGCGACAUAGUGACCAACAAUGAGCAAAUGGCGACUCGCAGUUUUACCAUGACGCCACAAGGCAUGAGAGCACCUAUCCGCAGAGCUGUCUACACGGGUGACAUGAAGGCUCUGCACGGCGCAUUCGGACUUCUCUGGGUUACAAUCAUUGGAUCUAUCCCUGCAGCUUUUGGAUUUCUGUAUGUCAGGCAUAAGCUCAACAAGAGAGCGAAGGAGGAUUUCGCCUUCCCACUGAAUUGCUACAGGCGGGACGAAAAGGGAAAACUUGCAAAUGUAGAGAUCUACAUGCGACCGACCGCCGUGGAUAAGGUACGCUUUAGAUACAAUGCUGCGCCACCGUAUCUUGUAGCUAAGAGGAUUCGGUGUAAUGAAUUGGGCAUGGAGAAGAAGCCAAUUACCGAUCUUGGUGAAGGUGUCGUGCUACAACCACGGCCGGGCUUCUGA